AUGUCCUAUGCCUAUCCGAGCACAUUUGUCGGGACACAGCGCAGCGAAAAGACCGAGAAAGCCACCCCCGACCAAGAUGCCCCCAUGUGCGGCUACAUCUUGUUAGUGAACCUCUGCGGAUGUUAUGGCGGCUUCGAGUUUGAUACGUCCUGCGACCGGAUCUUUGAAGAGCUGAACAGGAUAAACGAUGCCGACGCCUGGGGCUCUGAUACCAUCAACGAGCUGCCCUUCUCAUUCCCCAACGAGUGCGUUCCUGGCUGGCACAACACGCGCUUCAUCAUGACCUACGGGGUCUGUUGCUCUCAGUGGUGGUCUAAUUGCCCUUCGGUUACGGUUCCUGGCUACCCAUGUCUUUACUGCUACCUGGAGGACGUGUAG
This is a messenger RNA of Fusarium falciforme, 378 nucleotides long. RefSeq lists its product as hypothetical. The coding region runs from base 1 to 378 and encodes 125 amino acids. The transcript has a single exon. Lineage: Eukaryota; Fungi; Ascomycota; Sordariomycetes; Hypocreales; Nectriaceae. The record is from RefSeq and is a predicted model, not a curated record.